AUGUUUUCUAUGAUACUAGAUCUCAAGUGUUUGAUGAGAAUAUUCAGGUUGGCUGUGUGCCUAGUACUGCUGCUGGAGAAUGAGUUUUCCUUUUUCGUGAGAGGUGAAUUAUAUAAACCUGAACAGCCCAUUACUUGUUCAGAUUUGAAGCAAUGUCCAAAGGAAUGGCCUUGUUGCUCACCAUAUGGUCAAUGCGGAGCUGGUCCUAUUUGUAUAGGGAGCUGCAACCCACGAUUUUCGUUCGAGAAGCAUAGCUGUGCUCCUUUGCCAGCACUUGUUCCCAACUCCAUUAUUCAGUUUUUACCAAAACCGAUCCAAGUGCCUGCAGUGUCUUUGCUGGAAGUCGAACUUCUAGAAAGGGGAAUAAUUGAUUUCACGAAAUAUCUAAUAACCCCGGAUGUGGCCGCAGCACGACAAAUGUUAAAUAAUGUGGAAUUCACUUUCAGCGGACCACUGAAACUAGAUGAACAAACGGGUGAUCUUCUUUUAACGAUGCCCAAACAUUCCACAGGGACUCUCAUUGCUUCAACAAAAUCUUUUCUGUAUGGUGCAAGUUUUGUACGCUUGAAAAGUGGCAGAUCAAGAGGUGUAAUUACUUCUGUUGUUUUGAUUUCAUCUGUCGGUGACGAAAUAGAUUUCGAAUUUUUGGGAAGUGAAUUGAACUCAGUACAAACUAAUUAUUUCUAUCGUGGAGCACUGGUGUAUACUCACAUGGAGCAUGUGAAUAUCACAUCAUCCACUCACAGUGAGUAUCACGAUUAUGGAUUUGAUUGGGAUGAGGACAGGAUACAUUGGUUAGUGGAUGGCGUUAUUGUUAGAACUUUGUUUAGAGAGGAUACAUGGGAUGAAACGACGCAGUCGUUCAAAUACCCAGAGACACCAAUGAGACUUGAAGUCGGACUGUGGCCAGGCGGUGCUGCGAAUAAUCAUCCAGGAACAAUUGAAUGGGCGGGCGGCACUAUUGACUGGGACAAUGCAAUAGACAUAGUUGAAAAUGGUCAGUUCACAGCUCACAUAAGCUAUAUGAUUGCAGAGCCUUAUGUCAACGAACAUCCACCAGAAAUUUCGACUUGUAUAGAACAGGGAAAAGUUAUCACGUUUGACUAUUUCAGUUUUGAUGAUAUGUCACUGCAAUGGUACUGUGACCUCGUUCCGAACAUACCUGGUUGGCAAAGUUCAGGUUCUGACAUAGGCAGAAUUCCUAAACCCAUGAUUAGGAAAGUAGAUAUGCACCAUGAGCAAACAAUUCUGGUGAACCCGGGAACAGAUUUCAUUCAGGAUACACAUAAUCUUGACAUUUCUGAGGAUGGCCUUGCUCGGUUCAAUAAAUCAAGAAAUGCGUCGAUAGUGCAACCAGAGGAAUCAUCUGCCAAGAUCUCGUGUUUGCACAACAACCCAUUAUACAUAUUGAAAAUGUCCAUUAUACUCUAUUUAUCGAAGUUUGUCUCUACGAUGUAG
Zygotorulaspora mrakii is the source of this 1458-nucleotide messenger RNA. RefSeq names its product putative glycosylase (gene CRR1). Lineage: Eukaryota; Fungi; Ascomycota; Saccharomycetes; Saccharomycetales; Saccharomycetaceae. Gene Ontology annotation, molecular function: hydrolase activity, hydrolyzing O-glycosyl compounds; glycosyltransferase activity. Gene Ontology annotation, biological process: fungal-type cell wall organization; carbohydrate metabolic process. The transcript has a single exon. Gene Ontology annotation, cellular component: fungal-type cell wall. The record is from RefSeq and is a predicted model, not a curated record. The coding region runs from base 1 to 1458 and encodes 485 amino acids.